Messenger RNA from Capsella rubella, 1344 nucleotides. Its product is annotated as NADPH-dependent oxidoreductase 2-alkenal reductase. NCBI's taxonomy places the organism in Eukaryota, Viridiplantae, Streptophyta, Magnoliopsida, Brassicales, Brassicaceae. Gene Ontology annotation, molecular function: 2-alkenal reductase [NAD(P)H] activity. The record is from RefSeq and is a predicted model, not a curated record. The coding region runs from base 134 to 1186 and encodes 350 amino acids. The transcript has 5 exons. Gene Ontology annotation, biological process: response to oxidative stress.
AAUCGUAUUCUUUCAGCGGUUGUGUGGGUCUUGUGGCUAUAAUCGCACGAUCCGCAAAGCCUAUAAAUACAGAACGCAUCAGGGAAGAACACGAAAAUAAACUUUUGUUGUAAGGAAACAAAAUCAGGGAGAGAUGGCAACCACAUGCAACGAGACAGCGACCAACAAGCGGGUCAUACUGCGAGAUUACGUCACCGGUUUCCCCAAGGAAUCUGACCUCAUCUUCACCGACUCCACCAUCGAUCUAAAGAUUCCAGCGGGAUCCAAGACUGUAUUGGUGAAGAAUCUCUACCUUUCUUGCGAUCCUUACAUGCGCAUUCGCAUGGGGAAGCCCGAUCCCGGCACUGCUUCGCUCGCUCAAGCUUACAACCCUGGCGAGCCAAUCUAUGGGUUUUCAGUGUCUAAAGUGAUAGACUCUGGCCACCCGGAUUUCAAAAAGGGAGACUUAAUUUGGGGAUUAGUUGGAUGGGAGGAGUACAGUGUUAUAACUCCAGAUUUUUCACAUUCCAAGAUCCAACACACUGAUGUUCCGUUAUCAUACUACACUGGACUUCUCGGUAUGCCCGGCAUGACUGCCUAUGCUGGGUUUUAUGAAAUCUGUUCUCCUAAGAAAGGAGAAACCGUCUUCGUGUCAGCUGCAUCUGGUGCAGUUGGUCAGCUCGUGGGACAAUUUGCAAAGAUUAUGGGCUGCUAUGUCGUUGGAAGUGCAGGCAGUAAAGAAAAGGUUGAUCUUCUCAAGAACAAGUUCGGGUUUGAUGAAGCUUUCAAUUACAAAGAAGAGCAAGACCUUAGUGCUGCCCUGAAGAGGUGUUUCCCAGAAGGAAUCGACAUAUACUUUGAGAACGUAGGAGGCAAAAUGCUAGACGCAGUGCUCCUAAACAUGAAGUUACACGGCCGUAUCGCUGUAUGUGGUAUGAUCUCGCAGUACAAUCUGGAGGACCAAGAAGGCGUACACAACCUAGCAACUGUUCUCUACAAGCGGGUUCGGAUUCAAGGGUUUGUGGUCUCUGACUACUUCGACAAACACUCCAAGUUCCUAGAUUUUGUGCUUCCCUAUAUAAGAGAUGGGAAGAUAACUUAUGUUGAGGAUGUAGUCGAAGGGCUCGAGAACGGACCUUCAGCUUUGCUUGGCCUAUUUCAUGGUAAGAACGUCGGGAAACAACUCAUCGUGGUUGCUCGUGAAUGAAUCAGGCGUUUGAGUUUUUCCUCGAAAAUAAAGCCUUCUCGUAGGCGUAUUUUUUACGAUUGCUUUUUGGAUUUUUGUUUGUUUAAUUCUUUGAUUGGUUACUAAUUAGCCAAAUAAUAAUUGUUUUUUUCUUUUACUAAAAAGCCAAAUUACAAUUU